Molecule: messenger RNA, 2906 nt
Organism: Hypoxylon fragiforme
Lineage: Eukaryota; Fungi; Ascomycota; Sordariomycetes; Xylariales; Hypoxylaceae
Product: fungal-specific transcription factor domain-containing protein
Exons: 3
Coding region: 445-2265 (606 amino acids)
Biological process (GO): regulation of DNA-templated transcription; DNA-templated transcription
Molecular function (GO): DNA binding; zinc ion binding; DNA-binding transcription factor activity, RNA polymerase II-specific
Source: RefSeq, a predicted model, not a curated record
UGAUCUUGAAGCCUCUAGUCCCAUCCCGAAACCUCUUCCGUGAAUUUCCAUAUCACGAUACUUAUCCACCGAAAUAUUUCUCAGCGGAGCCUCCGUAUCUAUGUUUACAUCCCUGGAGCUUCCGCGGAGCCUCCUUCGAACAAAGGCCCGCAUUUGGCGGCACCCCGCAUUUGUAAGCGGAGCCUCCGCGGAACCACGCCGUAGCUUAGGUUAGAGAUUCGAUUCAGGGGCACGCAUCCUGAUUCGUCGAGGAAAGCAUCAUCCAGGUACCUGGAAUUUACCUCUUUGUUUAGAGAUUGUUAUUAUUCUACAUACCAGUUACCGGCGGUGUGAGGUUUGAUUAGAAGACAUCAAUAUUACAUUACAUCAUAAAGCAUUUACUGGUAGUACCGCAAAAACUACCCACCAACCAACUUGUGAAGGGGGCCAGUCCUCGUGGUCAGCAUGGGUGGAAACCAUCCACCGCAGAGAAAGGCUUGCGAUCUGUGCUACCGCAGAAAGAUCAAAUGUGACGGCCAGCAACCCCGCUGCACCACCUGCGUGCUGCAUAAUAAAUCCGAGUGCACCUACAACGCCGCAAGUCGAAAGACGCCGUCGCGGAAGCAGGCAGAGGCACAGCGGCUCCGUAGGGAGUGCGACCUGCAAUCUCGAGUCCAGGUUCUGGAACGUCAACUCAGCACCGUCCUGGAAAAGGUCGAGAAACUGGAGAGAAAGCAAGAUAGCCCAAGUGCAUCAACAGCGGUUGACGGCAAUGAAGAUGCUUCUAAGGUGAUGUGUUCGGGCUCCGGGCUCCCAGAUCUGCCCCCUUUCGAAGAGGUCCUGCCCAUAGUCGAGCGAUAUCUCGCUACGUUCAACUCGGUCUUCCCUCUAUUCCAUGCCGCGACGCUUCUACAGACGGUGAAGAGCUGGUAUCUGAAUCCUCACACCAGGAAUGUAAUUACGUGGGCACUCAUCAAUGUAGUGCUCGCUCUAGCCCACCAUACCAGCGACCCGGGCGACUGGGACCAGAGAGGCAAUGCUGCUGCCAUAUAUCUCAACAACGUCCAGUCGGUGCUGACAGAAAUAGUCAUACGGGAUACGAGCUUAGUCAACGUGCAGAUAAUACUUGGGCUAGUGAUACUCUUCUGGACAGCAGAGGACUUGCGGCCAGCAUUGAUUCUGAUAGGCACCGCUCUACGGCUGGCACAUGGCCUUGGGCUGCAUACCCGGAAAAGCUCCCAGCAGUGCAGUCCUGCGUUGGCCUUGCAGAAGAGUCGGGUUUUCUGGAUGGCCUAUAUCCUCGACCGGGAUGUAAGCCUGGUGUCGAGAGUCGCGCCGGUCCAGCUCGACAGCGACAUAGAUCUGGAUCUGCCGCCGUCCGAGGCCGAGGGCGACGAGGACUUGGUCGGGUUUAUAUUCGCGGCCGACAGGCACACCAAGCUGAACUACUUCCGCGCCCGCGUGGAGCUGGCGCGGAUCCAAGGCACUAUCUACCAGUGCGUCUACUCGACCUCCGCGCAGAACCAGAGUUCCGAGCAGCGCGCCUCCAACGCCGCGCGCAUCGCCCGUCUGCUCGAAGACUGGAACGCCCGGAUCCCGCCUGCGUUCUACAUCACGGCACUAUCAUCACCAUCAUCGCCAUCUGUUAACCAUACCUGCUCGGAGCUCUCGCGAAGAAGAUACCUCUGCAUCCUGUACUCGACAACGCUCACGUGCCGGGCGCUGAUCAGCUUCGCCAACGCCGCCGACUCGUUCCACUACUCGGAGUGGAUGCAGCGGCUACAGGACUACGGGGGCGAGGUCGCGGCGGGGCAGAUGGCGUCUUCGCACGCGCCGGUGCCGCAGGGGUGGCAGGCGCUGGCGGAUGCGUCGAGGGAGUAUAUGAGGUUGUUUGAGACGGUUAAGCACAGGGAUACGUUUUUUCUACGCAUCACACUGUGCGCGCACAACUCAAGCCUCAUCUCCCUCAUGGCGAACCGGAUCUUCAACGCCCACGACCGGGCCACCGAGUCCGACAAGCACAUCAUCGAGACGGCUAUGCAUAACCUGGAAAUCACGGUUAGGCAGACGGAGAGCGAGAGGCAGCGGAGCAUCUGCGAUGCUAUCAAACGACUGUGCUCGUGUGCGGAUCUGAUAUCGUUCCAGAAUCUCACGCUUGGUAAGACGUCGCCGAGGAGGAUAAGCUUGCCGGGUUCAGGUAGGGACUCGUCGGGUAGGUCUCUGGAGGAGGGUCAGUAUCUUCAGGAUGAUGUCACAAUGCCUGGCGGCGGCUCGUACUGGGAUUGAAGGAUGAGUAAAAGUCUUUUGUCGGGUGGGCUUUCGCAGUAUAUCUGCCUAGCCAACCCCUUUGAGCCGCCCCCUUGUCUCAGAGCUCUUGAUACUUUGAUAGAUACAUAGAUGUACCGAAACUUUCGACAAUACAGAAAACCCAGUAGAGAUCAUUGGAACAGCUCAGCAUUCCAACCCCACAAUCAUGAAACCCUAUCUCAUCAACCAUGUCCUAGCAAACAGUGUCCAGGCUGCUUACCUAGGUAGAGACCAUCCCAACCUCAAAGUCUUUUUUUUUUCAUAAUCCUACAUCCUAGCCGGGUUCGACGCCGAUGAUGUACGUGGGCGACGCGAGGCGCCAAGCGUCUUCCCGGCCGAAAAGCGCCACUAGGCCGAGGAGAUGCUAGACAUGGGGAGCCCUAGUCACUUCUAGCUUAUACUCGGGCGCCGAGCACGGAUUUCCCGUCCAACUGCGAGAUAAGAAGAAGCAUGAGGGCUUCGCCAUAGAAGGAAUAGGUAUUUCAGCAGGUUGUCAUCCGAUUCGAUAGGUGGCUGGUGUGCCUAGCGGGACGGGAUAGUGUAGCGUGUUAGAGGCUUGCGCUAGGAAAGGGGGGGUGGUGGUGGUGGUUGUGGGGUAUGGGGCAGCGAUGAGAUGCUAC